ACUCCGGAACAUUACAUCGACGGACAGCGCUAUACUCACGCCCGUCAAGUCGUCCUCUGUGAACGUUUUGGCUCUUCUAACGGCUAACGGCUGUAGUCUAACGGCUAACGGCUGUAGCGGUUUGAUUUACGUGCAACGGUCUUCAACAGUGUCUGAACUGUAACCGUUGGUCGGCGGUUGGCGGCUGGCGGUUGGACGAUGACCUCCAGAGGGACGCCGAGCCGCUUCCUCCAGAGUGUUCUCCAGAACGGCGUCGGUCGGUACGUCUGCCAGCUCCAACGGAUCUCCCUCAUCUUCUCCAAGAAAGCACAGAGCUCGUUGGGAGUCAGGGAGUUUAUUGAAGAGGGGGUGGUGGAUUAUGCCAAGAAGAACCCUGCAACUGUCGUGUAUGUUUCUCCUCAGUCAUGCAGGAUUCCCAAAAUAGUUGCAGAAUACUUAAACGGCAACGUGAGGGAAGAAAUUAUCACAAACAAAACCUCUCCGCAGAUUUCGGAGCUCUUGGCCAAGCUGACCGAUCAGUCUGGCCUGGACAUAAUCCGCAUCCGCAAACCCAUCCACACAGACAACCCCAGCAUCCAGGGCCAGUGGCACCCAUUCACCAACCGGCCCCCGUCUAUCGGCCCCAUCAGACCACAGAAACGGGACUGAAUAAAGACAGAAAAUGAAUGCUGAAUCUCUGAUUACUCUUGCAAGAUAUGUCCUUUUUUUUUUUUUUUCAAGUGUCUGCAAUCUCAAAUCACAGGUUCUCAUGUUUGCAGCAAUUUUCAACUGUACUAUCCACAUCCAUCAGCUGAAUAUGUUUUAUCGUGCCCUUCUGUCUGUUGGUGGCAGCAAAGCCACUUCAGCUGCGCAGAAAAGAGCAUGCAGCACCAGCUCUGAAUGCCACAUUUAAAUAGACUUUACAUGAAUCCACUAGAGGCUUAAUGUCAGCGGACAUAUUAAAAAGCAGAUAACCGUUUUUAAUCUCAAGGUUAUUUGUAGAUUUGUGUAAGAAGUGCAGCACUUUGGAGAAGAUGGAACUUUGUAUGGAACAAUAAAUGUUUUUUUUUUUUUG
Dicentrarchus labrax (European seabass) is the source of this 1054-nucleotide messenger RNA. RefSeq names its product mitochondrial ribosomal protein L43 (gene mrpl43). Gene Ontology annotation, biological process: mitochondrial translation. The record is from RefSeq and is a predicted model, not a curated record. Gene Ontology annotation, cellular component: mitochondrial large ribosomal subunit. The transcript has 3 exons. Bases 199 to 648 code for a protein of 149 amino acids. Gene Ontology annotation, molecular function: structural constituent of ribosome. NCBI's taxonomy places the organism in Eukaryota, Metazoa, Chordata, Actinopteri, Moronidae.